This is a messenger RNA of Erythranthe guttata (spotted monkey flower), 1273 nucleotides long. Its product is annotated as ATP-dependent caseinolytic (Clp) protease/crotonase family protein. Lineage: Eukaryota; Viridiplantae; Streptophyta; Magnoliopsida; Lamiales; Phrymaceae. Gene Ontology annotation, biological process: protein quality control for misfolded or incompletely synthesized proteins. Gene Ontology annotation, cellular component: endopeptidase Clp complex. Gene Ontology annotation, molecular function: serine-type endopeptidase activity; ATPase binding; ATP-dependent peptidase activity. The record is from RefSeq and is a predicted model, not a curated record.
UGAACAAUAAAAAAGGUUGAAAGAUAUUUUAAGAAUGGCGAACUGUAUGCGGAUGCCGAUGGUGUCAACAACAUCUUGUAUAACAAGUGAGAAACGGCGGCGUAGUUUAUGUGUAAUAAACAGGACAAAGAUUCCGAUGCCUCCUCUGAACCCUAAAGACCCAUUUUUAUCAAGGCUUGCUUCAGUAGCUGCGACAUCCCCAGAUACUCUCCUCAACAGGCCCACAAAUUCAGAUACUCCUCCCUUUCUAGACAUAUUUCACUCCCCCAACCUAAUGGCUACCCCUGCCCAGGUUGAGAGAUCAGUUUCAUACAAUGAACAUAGACCUAGAAGACCUCCACCAGACUUGCCCUCAUUGUUGUUGCAUGGAAGAAUAGUUUACAUUGGCAUGCCGUUGGUGCCAGCUGUUACCGAGCUUGUUGUAGCUGAGUUGAUGUAUCUUCAGUGGAUGGAUCCCAAAGAGCCAAUUUAUCUAUACAUAAACUCCACUGGAACUACCCGUGAUGAUGGUGAAACUGUUGGGAUGGAGACUGAAGGCUUUGCAAUUUAUGAUGCGAUGAUGCAAUUGAAGAAUGAGAUACAUACAGUUGCUGUUGGAGCUGCUAUAGGGCAGGCAUGCCUCUUGCUUUCUGCAGGAACCAAAGGUCAAAGGUUCAUGAUGCCACAUGCUAAAGCAAUGAUUCAACAGCCUCGUGUUCCAUCAUCUGGUUUAAUGCCAGCCAGUGAUGUUCUCAUUCGUGCAAAAGAGGUAAUAAUAAAUAGGGAUAUUCUUGUCAAACUUUUGGCAAAGCACACUGGAAAUUCAGAGGAGAGUGUUGCCAGUUUGAUGAAAAGGCCAUUUUAUAUGGACUCAACUAGAGCUAAAGAAUUUGGUGUGAUUGAUAAGAUACUCUGGCGUGGGCAGGAAAAGAUUAUGGCAGACGCUGCCCCUCCAGAGGAGUGGGACAAGAAUGCUGGGAUUAGAGUUCUCGAUGCAGUCUAGGUAGGUAUAAAUUCCCAAUUAAAUGGAUCAUCACAUAGGGGCCCGGUCCCCUUACCAAUCCGACACAGCUUUUUACAUUGGGAUAAACUAGGGUUGUCGAUGCAGCCGGAGAGUUCUCUAAUGAAAAAGCCUCAAACAAUAUGUCUCUAGACUGCUUUGUAAUUGAUUCACUUUAUUCUAAUAAACUAUCUUGUAUUUUAUAUUGCACAUUUUUUAGUUACAUGUUUUAUGUAUGUAGAAUGAUAUAUGAAGGCAUGAGAUUACUAAAGGAGACGGUUUUAUAUUUCUGUA